This is a messenger RNA of Letharia lupina, 222 nucleotides long. RefSeq lists its product as uncharacterized. Lineage: Eukaryota; Fungi; Ascomycota; Lecanoromycetes; Lecanorales; Parmeliaceae. The transcript is spliced from 2 exons. The record is from RefSeq and is a predicted model, not a curated record. The coding region runs from base 1 to 222 and encodes 73 amino acids.
AUGAACUUCACUGCUUGGUCCGUCAUUCUCCACUGCCCCGUUUCCAGAGGUGGACCCGACAUUGAUCCAAGUGAACAGAAAAAAAUCCGCCAUUGGAUCUACAGAGACUAUUACCUUGCCGACGAGCCCGAGUCAGAGCUGGUGGAGUGGAGGGCCCACAUACACGGAGGAAGGAAGAUGGAGCUGCCGCAUCAGAAGCACACGUCUGACCUACAACCCUAG